Chlamydomonas reinhardtii is the source of this 2154-nucleotide messenger RNA. RefSeq lists its product as uncharacterized. The transcript has 9 exons. Bases 805 to 1893 code for a protein of 362 amino acids. NCBI's taxonomy places the organism in Eukaryota, Viridiplantae, Chlorophyta, Chlorophyceae, Chlamydomonadales, Chlamydomonadaceae. The record is from RefSeq and is a predicted model, not a curated record.
CCAAAGCCCCAGGCGCGCACGCCGACCAUCCGCUACUGCCCCAGGACAAUAGCUUGCAGGUUCUGAGACCCGGUGUGGGCUCAUACGGGCUUUCCGAGCAUCAUUCAGGCAGGGUUGGGGAAGCGGCAAGAAUUUGCCCCCGAUGUAUGCCCUCGAAAGAUUGGGCAUUUCCCAAGUUGGCUUCUCGCAGCGUUGGGCUGCAUCCGGCCCCCGAAUCUCGCAGACUACCCCUUCCCGGGGGGGGGGUUGGGGCCCUGGAUGCCGUGGGCGAGAACGAGGUUGGGGCGCUUCUCGCCAGUGGCGGCGGCCUACCCCUGGAAGACCCGGCCCAAGCCCUGCGUUCAGGAUAUGUUAAUGACGAGUGUUGUGGAAACGAAUGCGUACGUAGACCAGAGCGGAUGGCGGAGUGGGCUUGCAGGCGGCACGAGAGUAGGCAGUUAGUAGCGCAAGUUGCGAAUUCACAUGUUACCUCGUAACCGACGGUAAACGCUGUGGACGGUCGCGCCCAUGGCUGGCUGACGGAAAGCGGCUGCUGUAUUGGGAUGGCUGGGCUGGACGAUGGCGGCCGGGCGUUGCUUGGGAGUUGGGACUACCAGAAAGGAUGCGCCCGAAACCAACCUGGAGAACACCAGCGCCCCAUGUUGGAUUGUGAACCUGCCGUCCAAACUAAUACAACCUAAGCCCCAUCUUUCCCAUACGGCAAUAGAAUAUAUUGGGAUCCUUAAGGAGUUAAGCGCACCAGACACCACGUCUAACCCCACACAGGACGUGAAUUCAGUUAUAAGUUACAGUUUUUUUUGGCCCAUGACACCAGUCGGGGGCUUCCUAGGGCUUUUAGACCAAGCGCUCGCGCCCCGCAGCCGACCGCGCGUGCGCACACAGCGCUUAUGUGGGCGCAAAAGACAGCACACGACAAAUGCGACGACGGUGCAGGGGCGUGCUGACCGUGGUGACGGGGGCGACUCCAGCACGGUCGAGGCCCAAACUGUCAAGCGCCUCAAAAUGGAGAAUGAGACGCUCAAGGAGAAGCUCAAGGCGAAGGAGAAGGAGCACGAGGAGAAGCUCAAGGCGAAGGAUGAAGAGAACAAGGCCAAGUUACAAGCCAUCGAUGCCAUCGUUGAGGCGCUGGUCAAUCGCGAAAUCACGCCGGAUCAGCUGAGGCUCCAGAUGCGGGCGAUCGUGCAGGCUGAUGAGAUCGGCGGUGGCGGCAGCGGCGGUGGUGGCGGAGGGGCGAAUGUAGCCGGGCCCUCCGCGCCGCUGCUGGCGGCGGCGUCUGCUCACCAGCAGGUACCGGACACGCAAAGCGGCAUGGCGGCAGCGGCGGCGCAGCAGCAGCAGCAGGCCGGAGGAGACGGCGGCGUCGACGAGGCGGCGGCGGCCUCCGCGCGUCCUGCGGGCGCGGCUGAUGCCCCGCUGGCGGCCAUGAACACCGUCAGCGACAGCAGCGGCGCACGCGAAGAGGGCGACGCCAUGGCGGUGGCGCCGGCCGCGGAGGGCGUGGCCGCGGCGGCUGCGGCGGCGCCCGGUGGUGCGGCUGUGCCGAUGGAAUCAGGGGCGUCGGCGGAGGAGGAGGGGGCGGCGGCGGCCACCAUGGCGGACUCCCACUCGCCCGCCGCCUCCGGAACCUCCGCCGGCGGGUCCACUAAGUCGCCCGGCACAGCUGGGCCCGCGGCCGCGGCCGGGCUGCCGGCGGCUGCCGUGCCCACUGCCUCUCGCGUGGGCGGCGCGGCGCACACGGGCGGUGGCGGCGGCCCCAAGCGUGGCCGUGCGGCCUCCGGCAGCGGCGGCGGCCGCGGCAGCGGCAGAGGGCAUGGAGGCGGCGGCACUGCGGGGCCGGCUGCUGGCGGGGGAGGAGGCGAAGGUGCUGCCGCGGGCCGGCCCGGCCCGGCGUAGGGCUGUCUCCCUGGUCAGCGGUGGCAGUGUGCGGUCAGCACGCAUGCAGUUGUGUUGUUGAUACCCCCCCCCCCCCGCUUAGAAAAGCGUGUCCCUGUGUCGACCAAAGGUCGCUGCUGACAUCAGUGCUGCAUUCAGGUAUUCAUCGGCUGGUAGCUCGCUAGCAGCAGGAUCCGCAUGCUUUACGCUAGCUUAUAACCCUCAACUCCAGGGGAGGUGGAUGGUGGCAUCAAGCUGCCUGCAGUGUAAAUCUGUUCGGCU